This is a messenger RNA of Symbiodinium natans, 918 nucleotides long. NCBI's taxonomy places the organism in Eukaryota, Dinophyceae, Suessiales, Symbiodiniaceae. The record is from the annotation of a GenBank genome assembly.
AUGCACAGCAAAGUCAGGAACACGCUGACUCCGGUUUGGGACGAGGAGUUCGACUUCGCCGUUUCUCCGCACGCGAUGACGGAGGAGCUUGGGAUCUCCUUUGAGAUCGUUGGGCUGAGGGUCGCGGUCUACGACUCGGACGGGCCAUUCAACUCAUUCUCAGGCUCCAAUGACUUCAUGGGCGGGGCCGCGCUUGACAUAGCUGGACAAAAGCAUGGACGCGCCAUCUCGCACGAGCUGGAGCUGGGUGGCAUCCUCACACGCAAGGCUUCCGGACGAAAGCCGCGACUUACCAUCGCCAUCACCAUCUACCGGGACCAUGUGCCCCGGCCUCCUCCACGGCAGCUGAUGCUCCGUCAGAGCCUGGUGCACGUGAGCUACAUCCAGCAGGUUUACGGGGUCGUCGUGAAGGCAGCGGACCUGCCGAACACGGAGAUGAUCGGCCUGAGCGAUCCGUUCUGCAUCGUGCGAGCAGUCCUAAUCUCCGGCCAAGUCGUCGAACUCCAUCGCACCAAGGUGGUCAACGACACGCUGAAGCCUGUGUGGCAGGAGGCUUUUCAGGCCGCCUUCACUGAGCUGGAUCAGCCAUUGUUGCUCCUGUUCGACCUCUGGGAUGAGGAUGACCCCAGCAAGCCCCUCGAUGAUGGUGGGGCCCAGCACUUGGGUUCCGCAGUGGCGUGGGACCCAACUUCUUGGGGGCUCGAAGUUCGAAGGCUUUUGAUAGUCCGCUGCAGUUGCAGCUUCCCUUGCGUUCGAAACCUUAAGCCCGAAGCAUCCCUGCAGCGCGGUUCGCCCAGCUAUGCAGGAAACUCUAGCAUCGAUCAAGAUCUCAUGGGUGGUAGAAUCUGCAGGUACCUUUGUUGUUGUCCAGAUGUAGAGGAGAUGGCAAGAAUGCAAGGGCUUGCAUGGUCCUUAUAA